AUGCUUGUGCAUCUUAGUCUUGCUCAGACCAACUGCACUCAGAUGUUCUAUUCUGACGUUUCAUACCAUAACUCAAAUUCUGGUCUCUUCACAUACAUCCCAAAGCCAUGGGAUGCAUCCCACCCUGCGGACUAUCCACCAUGGCCGGAUGAAGGAGGUUCUUGUCAAUGGGGUGGUCCAUCAACACCACCUCUCGGUACAUGGAUGUACGAUAUUGCAAGCAACGACUGGACGAGUCGUAGGUUUUGGGGCGUUCCACUGGUGAGGCUUAUGGAGGGAGGAGCCGCGCAUGGUACUAUUCAUCCUGCCGGGAACCCUACCUUUGCCGGAACACCUGGGGCAUAUACCUACCUGGCCCCUGAACUUAUCAUGCUGGAUAUGAAUGCGCUUUCAGUCCUAGCCAGCAGACAGAGCAAUGUCACGAACCAGAACCCGAUGGAAUUCGUCAGCGUUUAUGAUAUUGCAAGUGUCAAGUGUGUGGUUGUUGCUGCGCCAGUCUUAUCGUCUUUCUCUAUCUAUGUGUUCGGAGGUAUAGCCCCAUGGAUGGCACAGUCCGACGGCAACGUAUAUGUCCUUUCCCUGCCAUCUUUAAGAUGGAUCCGACUCGCUCAAAAGCAUACAAUGAUCGUGAUUGGAGGGAUAAUUUCAGUAGAUGAUGCUGAAUGGACUCCUCCUCGUGCAGAGAAUUGCAACGGUGCAACCUUCGCCAAUGGUGUGGGAAUCUUUGACUGGCGCAGUCUCUCAUGGAUGACCAACUACAACACAAGUGAUGACGCCGAGUACACUAUCCAUCCGAAAAUUUCCAAAGUCAUCGGUGGAAACGAACCGGAACACAAGUUCCACGAUACAGAGCAGGCAGACCUAUUCAAACGUCGCAGUGUAAGACCUACGUCUAGUUUAGAAGCAUUUCCUACCUGUUCAUCCAUAUCCACAUCCACAUCUAUGACGAGAGCCUCUACGGGAUCCUCCAUAUCUGGCGGCGCCAUAGCUAGAGCGAUAAUUGGCUCAGUCGCCGGUGUGGGUAUCCCUCUAGGCCUAGUGUUCCUCAUCUUGAGGCGCUGUCUUAAGAAAAGGGUGAUGAAGCUUCCAAUACAGGAAAACCCCUUGUUUAGACGUCCUAAAGUCUUUCAGGACUAUCCUUCAGAGCUGCCAGGUGCACGUACACCUAUAGCUUACGAAUUGAGCGAUGUGAAUAUUCCACACGCUGAACUUCCGACAGAGGCAAAUCGCCGUGGAUCGCUUUAA
Molecule: messenger RNA, 1245 nt
Organism: Aspergillus alliaceus
Lineage: Eukaryota; Fungi; Ascomycota; Eurotiomycetes; Eurotiales; Aspergillaceae
Product: kelch repeat-containing protein
Exons: 11
Coding region: 1-1245 (414 amino acids)
Source: RefSeq, a predicted model, not a curated record